Cariama cristata (Red-legged seriema) is the source of this 3684-nucleotide messenger RNA. It is a transcript of the gene KIF4A, whose product is annotated as kinesin family member 4A. Gene Ontology annotation, molecular function: ATP binding; microtubule binding; microtubule motor activity. Lineage: Eukaryota; Metazoa; Chordata; Aves; Cariamiformes; Cariamidae. Gene Ontology annotation, biological process: mitotic spindle organization; microtubule-based movement. The transcript is spliced from 30 exons. The coding region runs from base 1 to 3684 and encodes 1227 amino acids. The record is from RefSeq and is a predicted model, not a curated record.
AUGGUGAGAGAAGAUGACAAGGUGAUCCCGGUGCGUGUGGCCCUGCGCUGCCGUCCCUUGGUGCCGAAGGAGACCAGCGAAGGGUGCCAGAUGUGCCUGUCCUUCGUGCCGGGGGAACCGCAAGUGGUUGUAGGUAACGAUAAGUCAUUCACCUAUGAUUACGUGUUCGACCCUUCUGUUGAGCAAGAGGAAGUCUUCAACACAGCUGUUGCCCCUCUCAUACGAGGCAUCUUCAAAGGGUAUAAUGCUACUGUCUUAGCUUACGGACAGACGGGAUCUGGAAAAACGUACUCUAUGGGAGGUACCUACACUGCCAAUCAAGAGCAUGAACCUAGUGUGGGGGUCAUCCCUCGGGUAAUCAAACUGCUGUUUAAGGAGAAGGAGCAAAGGCAGGAUUGGGAAUUCGUCCUCAAAGUUUCUUAUCUAGAGAUCUACAAUGAGGAUAUUCUAGACCUGCUGUGCCCAUCAAGAGAGCGGUCUUCUCAAAUUAGUAUACGGGAAGAUCCGAAAGAAGGCAUAAAGAUUGUAGGGUUAACAGAAAGAAAUGUCACCUGUGCCCAAGAUACUGUAUCCUGCCUAGAGCAAGGGAACAAUUCCAGAACAGUGGCCUCCACGGCAAUGAAUUCCCAGUCCUCACGGUCCCAUGCCAUCUUCACCAUUUGCAUUGAUCAGAAGAAGAAAAAUGACAAGAACAGUAGUUUUCACUGCAAGCUACACCUCGUUGAUCUUGCUGGCUCUGAGAGACAAAAGAAGACCAAGGCUGAAGGAGACAGACUAAAAGAAGGCAUCAACAUAAACAGAGGUCUCCUCUGCCUGGGGAAUGUAAUUAGUGCUCUCGGUGAUGAAAAUAAAAAGAGUGGGUUUGUCCCCUACAGAGACUCAAAGUUAACAAGACUACUGCAAGAUUCUCUGGGUGGUAACAGCCAUACUCUCAUGAUUGCCUGUGUAAGCCCAGCGGAUUCCAAUCUAGAAGAAACUCUAAAUACUUUGCGUUAUGCUGACAGAGCAAGAAAAAUAAAAAAUAAACCAAUUGUCAACAUUGAUCCCCAGGCAGCUGAGUUGCAUCAUCUAAAGCAGCAGGUACAACAGCUACAGGUGUUACUGCUGCAGGCCCAUGGAGGGACCCUCCCAGUGUCUAUCAAUAGUAUGGCACCUUCUGAGAAUCUUCAGUCCCUGAUGGAGAAGAACAAGUCACUAGUGGAAGAGAAUCAAAAGCUGAGCCGAGGACUGAGUGAGGCUGCUGGUCAGACAGCACAGAUGUUGGAGAGGAUCAUUCUGACAGAACAAGAAAAUGAGAAGAUGAAUGCCAAACUGGAGCAACUUCAGCAGCAUGCUGUAUGCAAGCUUGAUCUGCAGAAGCUGGUAGAGACUGUGGAAGAUGAGGAACUAAAAGAGGACGUCGAGGUGAUUCGCAAUCUGCAGCAAGUGUUGGCUCAGUUGCAGACCGAAAAUGCUGCCAGAAUGGAAGCUGCUGCAGAGAUGGCAAACUCUGAACAGGAUGCUACAGCUGAAGCAGAAAUGGGCCAGGAUACCAAGAGAUCCUCAGAUGACUUCACCACUCAACAUGCCCUUCGUCAAGCGCAGAUGUCCAAAGAGCUGCUUGAAUUGAAUAAAGCCCUGGCUCUGAAAGAGGCACUUGCCAAAAAAAUGACUCAGAAUGAUAGUCAGCUGGAGCCCAUUCAGUCCCAAUACCAGACUAAUAUCAAGGAUCUGGAAUUAGAGGUCAGCAAUUUGCAAAAAGAAAAGGAGGAGUUGAUUCUUGCUCUGCAUAUGGCGAAGAAGGAUGUCAACCAAGCCAAACUGAGUGAACGGCGUCGGAAAAGACUUCAGGAGUUGGAAGGGCAAAUUAACGAGCUGAAGAAAAAGCUGAAUGAGCAAUCAAAGCUCCUAAAGCUGAAGGAAUCUACAGAACGCACUGUCUCCAAACUGAACCAGGAGAUCAGGGAAAUGAAAAGCCAAAGGGUACAGCUGAUGCGCCAAAUGAAAGAUGAUGCUGAGAAAUUCAGGCAAUGGAAACAACAGAAGGACAAGGAAGUGAUCCAGCUGAAAGAACGGGAUCGCAAGAGACAAUACGAGCUACUUAAGCUAGAACGAGAUUUUCAGAAGCAGGCCAACGUACUUCGGCGCAAAACAGAAGAGGCAGCAGCUGCUAACAAGCGCCUGAAGGAUGCUCUGCAGAAGCAACGAGAGGCUGCGGAUAAACGGAAGGAAAGUCAGAAUCGGGGAAUGGAAGGAGUUGCUGCACGAGUAAAAAGCUGGCUUGCAAAUGAAGUAGAAGUUCUUGUUAGUACUGAAGAGGCUCGACGACACCUUGCAGACCUUCUGGAAGACAGAAAGAUCUUGGCACAGGAGCUCCUUCAGCUUAAAGAGAGGAAAGAGGCUGGGGAAAACCCACCUCUAAAGCUCCGGAGACGCACCUACUCCCUCACAGAUUUGCAGGCAUCAGAGAUGGACCUGUCCAUAUCAAAGCAGAUAGAAAGCCUGGAAACGGAGAUGGGGCUCAGGAGUGCCCAGAUAGCGGAUUUACAGCAGAAACUCUUAGACGCAGACAAUGGAGAUCGCGCAAAACAGCGUUGGGACACUAUUGCAACAAUUCUAGAGGCUAAAUGUGCUUUGAAAUAUCUCCUUGGAGAGCUGGUCUCCUCAAAAGUGCAGGAAAGCAAGUUGGAGAGCAGCCUUCAGCAGAGUAAAGCCAGCUGUUCAGACAUACAAAAGAUGCUGAUUGAAGAGCGAAACCACAUAACAGAGAUGGAGGCUGAGUUCCAAAAUCAGCUUUUGGUGCAGGAACAACACCACCAGGAAAAGGUUCUGUACCUGCUUAGCCAAUUUCAGCAAAAAGAAGCAGCAGAGAAGAAAUUGGAAGAUUCACUAAGUGAGCAGGAGAAACAACUGCAAGAGCGACUCAAGUUCCAGGAGGAGGAGCUGGCGAAAAUGAGGGAGGUCUGUGAGAAGAACCAAGAACUUCUCCGGGAAAAUGACACUCUUAAACAGAAACUGCUGCUCCUCCAAGUUGCCAGUGGACAGAAGCUCCAUCACAUUCAGCAAAUGCCAUCGGAGUCUCCAGAUUCUUCUUUUGAUUACAUUCCACCCAAACCAAAGACUCGCCGGCAAACGACAGCAAAACCCCGUGCACUAACCCCAGAAAUGGAUGUAGAAGAGCUGUUUUCUGACUCGGGAGAGUCUGAUGGGGAGGUGGAGGAUGCAGACUGGGUUCCAGUAAAAGCAGUCAAAGGAACAAAGAAAAGUGUGAUGGGGUGCUCCUGCAAGGGCCGAUGUGGAAAUAGACAGUGUGGCUGCAGGAAGCAGAAGGUGGGCUGCACUGAAGGCUGUAGCUGCGACUCUGCAAAAUGCAGAAAUAGAGACCCUGGCUUUCCGGAUGCCACGGUGUGUGAGGACCACACAAGGGACUCAGAAGGUUCCUUCAAACUUGAAGACCCCACUGAAGUGACUGCAGGAGAGACCUUCUUUCAGCCUGUGUGCAUCACACCAACCACAAAGGUCCUGAAAGAUAUCACAGACCAAGAUGUGUUCAUGAAGAAGCCCAGCACUGCUGCUUCCCUGCUCGUGAGAGAUGAGGAGUCCCAAGAGAACCAGAUACCAUUUGUAAAGAGAAAGAAGAGAAUGCUGAGUAGCAAUACCAGCUUCUUCUCAGGUUGCACCCCUAUCAAAGAGGAGCUUGACUGA